Molecule: messenger RNA, 4135 nt
Organism: Tachysurus fulvidraco (yellow catfish)
Lineage: Eukaryota; Metazoa; Chordata; Actinopteri; Siluriformes; Bagridae
Product: kinesin-associated protein 3-like
Exons: 20
Coding region: 18-2510 (830 amino acids)
Biological process (GO): microtubule-based movement; cilium organization
Cellular component (GO): kinesin II complex; axoneme; ciliary transition zone
Molecular function (GO): kinesin binding
Source: RefSeq, a predicted model, not a curated record
GAGAGAAAUGUGGUCGUAUGUCAAUACUAGUUGUUUCCCCCUACAUAGUGCACUUCAGUGCGUAUACAACACUUAGUCUGUGCGCCCUACAGAGUGCACUUACACAUACAGUAGUGAUGUGUUGGGACACUGACGGUGAAUCGGUAAUCUGCUGUCGGCUACACAAUCCUGUUAUAUGUUCAGUGCUGUACAAUAAACAUUAUAAAGAGAAUAAAAUGCAGUCGGAAGACGCGCAGUAUCUGAAACGGAGAGUGAAGCUGGGGAAUAUUGACGUUCACCCCACAGAGAAGGCCCUGGUGGUGCACUAUGAGGUGGAGGCUUGCGUCCUGGGAGAAAACGGAGACUCCGUACACGAGGAGCAUAAAGACUGUCAGAAGAUCAUACGACUGAAGAGUCUCAGCGCCAGCACAGACGUCUCGUCUCUCGCCAGGAAGGUGGUGGACGAAUGCAAACUCAUUCCUCCGUCCAAAGUGACUGAGGUGGAACAUCUGCUCUUCUACCUGCAGAACCGCAAGCAGCCCAGCAGUAAAGAAGCAGAGAAGGAGGAGAAGAAGCUGGUGAAACCUCGAGAGCUCACUCCCUUUGAGGGGAUGGAGCUCGACGAGGAGGCCAACAUUAAUAAGAUCGACGAGUACCUCGACCUGCUGUAUGAAGGCAUCCCAGAGAAGAUUAGAGGCACCACCCUCAUCCUUCACCUCGCACGAAAUCCCGACAACCUGGAGGAGCUUCUGCAGAACGAAACUGUCAUCGUGGCUCUAGCGAGAAUGUUAAAAGACGAAUGGAAGCAGAGCAUCGAGUUGACCACAACCAUCAUUUACGUCUUCUUCUGUUUCUCCAGCUUCUCCCAGUUCCAUGGUUUGAUCACGUACUAUAAGAUCGGAGGUUUGUGCAUGAACAUCGUGGAACACGAGCUGAAGAGAUACAAGCUGUGGCAGGAGGAGCUGGAGAAGAAGAACAAAGCCUGUGAAGAAGAUGCUGAUAACCAGAGCCUGAAGAAAGACUGUGAGAAAGCCUAUAAGAAAUACCAGAGUCUGCUGGUGAAGCAGGAGCAGCUGCUGAGAGUGGCUCUGUACCUGCUCCUGAACCUGGCCGAGGAUACGCGCACAGAGCUGAAGAUGAGGAACAAGAACAUCGUGCAGCUGCUGGUCAAGACUCUGGAUCGGGAUAACGAGGAGCUCCUGGUGCUCGUCGUCUCCUUCCUGAAGAAGCUCAGCAUCUUCCUGGAGAACAAGAACGACAUGGCGGAGAUGGACACCAUCGAGAAGCUCUGCCGCUUGGUGCCAUGCGAUCACGACGACCUGCUGAACGUCACGCUGCGCCUCCUGCUCAACCUCUCCUUCGACACGGGACUCAGAAACAAGAUGGUGCAGGUCGGCCUCCUGCCUAAACUCACUGCCAUGCUGAGCAGUGAGACUCAUAAGCAGCUAGUGAUGUGUAUCCUGUACCACAUCAGCAUGGAUGACAACUCCAAAUCCAUGUUCGCUCACACUGACUGCAUCCCUCAGCUGAUGAAGAUGCUGUUUGAAAGAAGAGACGAGAGAAUCGACCCCGAGCUCAUCUCCUUCUGCAUCAACCUGGCGGCUAACAAGGAGAACGCUCAGAUCAUCUGUGAAGGAAACGGUUUGAAGAUGCUGAUGAAGAAAGCGCUGAAGUUUAAAGACCCGCUGCUUAUGAAGAUGAUCAGAAACAUCUCACAACACGAUGACCCACUAAAGCAGCUUUUCCUGGACUAUGUGGGUGAUUUGGCGGCUCAGAUCAGGCCUGAAGAAGACGAAGAGUUUGUGAUCGAGUGUUUAGGGACGUUGGCGAACCUCACCAUCCAUGACCUGGAUUGGGAGCUGCUACUCCGCGAAUAUAACCUUGUCCCCUACCUCAAAGAGCGGCUCAAACCUGGCUCAGCAGAGGACGACUUGAUCCUGGAGGUGGUUAUACUGAUUGGCACUGUGUCCAUGGACGACUCCUGUGCUGCCAUGUUGGCCAAAUCUGGCAUCAUUCCCGCUCUUAUAGAGCUUCUUAACGCCCAGCAGGAAGACGACGAGUUUGUAUGCCAGAUUGUCUAUGUUUUCUAUCAGAUGGUUUUCCACCAGGCCACCAGAGAUGUCAUUAUUAAAGACACCCAGGCUCCGGCGUACCUCAUCGACCUCAUGCACGACAAAAACGCAGAGAUCAGGAAAGUGUGUGACAACACGCUGGAUAUCAUAGCAGAGUAUGAUGAACAGUGGGGUUGUAAGAUCCAGUGUGAGAAAUUCCGCUGGUUUAACUCUCAGUGGUUGGAGAUGGUGGAGAGCCGAGAAACAGAAACAGAGCCGUACCUCUAUGGAGACACUGAGACACUGGAUCCCCCGGACCUGUUCUACAGCACGGAUGGGAUGCCUCCUGAUGCAGCUCUGAGUCCGGACCCUUACGCUCAGUAUGGAGACUUUAGCACAUGCAACGGAUCGGAUGGCCGCCCUGCCACCGCGUACGGGUUUCGCCCAGACGAGCCGUUCUACCACCGAGUCUCCAGCUAGAGGAAAACGAUCAUCUCUCAUACCUACAGUCCAUUUCCACACCACGCUGAGUCCAGAAUGAGAUGUCCACCUUAUUAAAAACCCCAGAUCGCUUAUGUAUUCAGAGAUUUGGAGAUAAACGCAAUCCUGUAACUCCUCCAUAAACAGUGAGAUACAGAUUAUGAGAAGUCCAGAUGUCGUUAUCAUAGAUUAAGAUAUAAACAUCCAGAUUAUGAGAAACCCAGAUUAAAAUAUUCAGAUUAACAGGAGGUCAGGCGACAUUUCGGAUCUGAUUAACUUCCAGGUUACGAGAAGUACAAAUUAGUCCUGAUCAAAGUACUUAUAAUAUGAGAUCUAAAAAAAAUACAUUUAGGAUUUACAGAUUAUGAAAAGACCAGUUUAAGGUCUGGAUUAUAAAUCAUCCGAAUGAGGCGAUAUACAGAUUAGGAUAAGCAGAGACGAGAUCAUUCAUUCAUCCAGUUCCGUCUUCAUCCUGCUUUUCCUGGUGAGUUCCACAGCCUAGAGACCAGAUUAAGAUAUUCAUAUUAACAGGAGUCCAGAUUUCGAUGAAACGACAUCCAGGUAAAGAGGGGAAUGAGGGGAAUUAGAAAGGAAUACAUCCAGAUUAGAAUGAGGUCCAGAUUAUAACAUUCAGGAUUAAGUAGAUCAAAUUUCUCUUUCAUUUCUGGAAGUUUCUUUGGGUGUUAUUGAGCGUCACCGAUACGGAUUCUGAGUUUUGCUCACGUUAACCCGGUCGAUCGUUUUUUCAGUGGUAUUUUAGGAUACUUAUAUUAUGUAUACAAUUUCACUUUAGUCACUUUAAUUGAUCAUUAGUUUGAACUGACUGCACUUUAAUUUUUUAUAGCAUCAAUACCACUGGAACUGUUUAUUCAGUCUAGAGUAUUUAACGUCUUUACGUUCAUCUCGCCAAAAUCGAGCAUAUUAAACAUUAAUACAUUGUAAAAAGACUUAGUCACGAAAUAAAACACUCUCUUUAUCUUAACGAUGACACAGAAAACAAGCUAAUGGACUGUUAUGUGGUUUGAAACACUAGCUAGCUAGAUAAUUAGUUUAUAUAAUGUUAAUGUAACCUUACUGAUGUUACACUGAUAGGCAAGUUCACGAACAACCGAGAUAACAUUGUGGGAAAUGUAAAAAAAAAAUGCCGAUAUGAUAUAAUUAUGAUAUAAUUCGGAUGAAAAGUCUUAGCAAAUAUUUGCUCAUUAGCCUGUUGUAUUAGCCUAGCAUGUACAUGUACACUACAGUGACUGACGGCAUGAGCCAUGUGGAUACACCACCUUCCUUUGUAGCAGCAAAUCAGACAUUAUGUUGGUCUUCCACUCUUUGUACUGAUAACGUCAAGUAAAUCUUUUCAUGCUUAUUUAUUCCAUUUCACUCUGUCACGGAAAUGUUAGUGCUUUAAACGUAGCUAUCACUUUCUCUAUUUUUUUUAUACAACUUUUCCUUUAUCUACACUUGAAUCACAACCUGUAUUGUAGUCAGAUGUUUUUAAUUUAAGACGUUAACCUCCGACAGCACGACGAUAUAAACACGUUCCGACUGUAACAUAAAGAAUAUAUAAAGUCUCCCUGCAAUGCGAAAGGAAACGUGUGAAAGUUAAAUGUGAAUAAAUCUGUUCAACUGAA